AUGGUUGCGAUCCAGAUCCAAGAAAAUGUAUCAAAGUGCACCCCAAGAACAGGCACGUUGUUCAUUGGAUGGUUCAAAUUUAUGCCUUUUCCAUCUUGAUUUUGAUUAUCUUCACUUUUGGAAUAGGUGUUACUUUCCAUGGAUUGCUACUUGUUGGAGUUUAUAGUAAUUGUGGUACACCAAUCGCAUAUUGGUUAGCUCAACAGAUAAUGAGUAUCAUCUUGAAUCUGACACUCCUAGUGUGUCUCGUAAUCUACUCAAGGAAUAUCGUCUUCAUGUUAUUACAAUCUGCAAGAAUAGCUUUCAGUUUGCAUUGCGUUAUGAUUGUGAGUCGUCAUCACCGUAGCCUGUACGGCAGUCUUGAUGCCAAACCCAUUGAUGCUGUUUAAUAAUAUCCUUUCACUCUAUCAACUUACUACUAUUGAUCUACUUACGCCACUUGUAUGUGAACUUUCCAGUAAAAUACUUGAUGAGGCGUAAUAUUCUCUCAUGUUAUUGGAUGUAUUAUCUUCAAUAUAUCUGUCAUGCAUAGAUUAUCCUCAUCUAUAAUUAUUCAAUAAAUAUUGUGCUGUGAAUAUAAUAUUCAAUAAAUUAAUGUAUGGGCCAUGAAAUACAGUUUGUUUUCAAAGUAAA
Nilaparvata lugens (brown planthopper) is the source of this 633-nucleotide messenger RNA. RefSeq lists its product as uncharacterized. The record is from RefSeq and is a predicted model, not a curated record. NCBI's taxonomy places the organism in Eukaryota, Metazoa, Arthropoda, Insecta, Hemiptera, Delphacidae. The coding region runs from base 69 to 389 and encodes 106 amino acids. The transcript is spliced from 4 exons.